AACCACAUUAUAUUUCUCAUCUCACAUAGGGUUCUGUCCUGACAAAGUGUUCCUCAUAGUCUUAAGUAAACCAUAUUCUGCUUGAUGCCGUGUUCUUAACUGUGGACUCGCACAAUCAAACCGGCAGCACCCAACAACAUGGCCACGUACGCAGUCUUAGGUUCCACCGGCAACUGCGGCACGGCACUCAUCCGCACUCUAAUCCAGCGCCCAGCCGCCCGAAUCCACGCCUACUGCCGUAGCAAGUCCAAACUCCUCCGCCUCGUCCCCGAAAUCUCAUCCAGCUCCCAAGUCGAUAUCUUUGAAGGCGGCAUCCAAGACGUACCCCUCCUCACCACGUGCAUCCGUAAUUGCCACGCCAUCUUCCUAGUCAUCUCGACAAAUGACAACACCCCCGGUUGUAGCGUCAGCCAAGAAACGGCCAUGAGCGUGAUCCGCGCCCUCGAGAGCCUCAAGCAGGAGAAAGAGUACACAGGUGUCCCAACUCCCAAAAUGCCCAAACUCGUUCUCCUAUCCUCGGCCACCAUUGACGACCAGCUCUCUCGCAAAACGCCCUACCUCCUGCGGCAGAUGCUCCUCCGCUCUGCGUCCAACGUAUACGCUGAUCUGCGCGAAACGGAAAAGCUGCUUCGGUCCCAAGAGGACUGGCUGACGACCAUCUACAUCAAGCCUGGCGCGCUCUCGGUCGAUGUGCAAAGGGGCUAUGCGUUGAGUCUGACUGAGGAGGAGAGCCCGCUUUCGUAUCUGGAUUUGGCGGCUGCCAUGGCGGAGGCGGUGGAUGAUGAAGAUGGGAAGUACGAUGGACGGAAUGUCGGGGUGGUAAACACGAAUGGGAAGGCGAAGUUCCCGGCGGGGACGCCAUUGUGUAUUUUGAUGGGCUGUUGAGGCACUUUUUCCCGGGGUUGCAUCCGUAUUUGCCAUCCACUGGGCCCCGUUGAGUGUUCUGAUCGAGAUCAAGGGCAGAUGGGUUCUAUAGUCUGUUUGAUCAUGCAAUCCCUAUUUUGAGUUGAAGCUCGAUUUGAUGUUGGAAGCCAAUAGAAGGAUAUUCUGAAUGCAUGAGAUCUGGUUAAACUAGAUAUAUCGCUUGUUGAAGCUGGUUUUAUUGUCAGUAGCCAUAUGUGGUUGAGAGGCUUGCCCCCCCAGAAGAUCCUUCGUUCAAUCCAGCCAUCAUCAAGUGGGGAAAAAAACAGCAGAACAGAGCACAAUACGAUAUACUUUGGAGCCAGUAAGUAACUGUUGCCCCUAGCUGUUAACAUUCAU
Molecule: messenger RNA, 1260 nt
Organism: Pseudomassariella vexata
Lineage: Eukaryota; Fungi; Ascomycota; Sordariomycetes; Amphisphaeriales; Pseudomassariaceae
Product: NAD-dependent epimerase/dehydratase
Exons: 1
Coding region: 139-885 (248 amino acids)
Source: RefSeq, a predicted model, not a curated record